Messenger RNA from Drosophila obscura, 1317 nucleotides. RefSeq names its product putative gustatory receptor 98b. Bases 1 to 1317 code for a protein of 438 amino acids. Gene Ontology annotation, molecular function: sweet taste receptor activity. The transcript has 5 exons. Gene Ontology annotation, cellular component: dendrite; neuronal cell body; membrane. Gene Ontology annotation, biological process: sensory perception of taste. The record is from RefSeq and is a predicted model, not a curated record. NCBI's taxonomy places the organism in Eukaryota, Metazoa, Arthropoda, Insecta, Diptera, Drosophilidae.
AUGAGUGAGCCUUGGAAGGGUCUGAUGCCGCCUGGUCGGGAGCUCUGUACUGGACUGGUCUGUGUUCCUUUGGUUCUGUUAGACAUGGAGGGUCGUCGUCGUCGUCGUCGCUGUGUGCUUUCCGCAGCUCGUCCCUACAUGCUGAUAUUUUCCGUGUUCGCGCUGACGCCGCCGCCCAACUUCUUCGACAGGACCACGAAUCAGCGUCUGAGGCGGUACUCGAUAGUGGGCUAUGGAUUUUAUUCGCUCUUUAUCCUUGGCAUUCUCAUAUGCAUGUCCUAUGUGAGUGUGCUGGCCCUGAACGAGGAAAUCGAACAGUACAGGCUGGAAGAUUUCACCAGGGCCAUGGGCAGAGUGCAGAAGAUUGUGCUGAUCAUCAUGGGCAUUGUGAACCAACUGAAUAUGCUCCUGAACUACCGUCGACUGGGCCACAUCUACGAGGAUAUGGCAGACCUGGAAAUGGAGAUAGACGAUGCCUCCCAGUGCUUUGGCGGGCAGCCGGGGCGCAACAGUUUUCGGUACCGUUUGGCCAUCAGCUGCGGCCUGUGGCUGGUCCUGCUGGUGGGCUUGAUGCCCCGAAUGACGCUUCAGGCCAUGGGCCCAUGGGUGACCUUUCCCAAUAAUAUUCUCUCCGAGCUCAUUCUAAUAAUGUUGCAGCUCAAGUGCUUGGAGUAUUGCGUGUUUGUGGUGAUGGUCUAUGAGCUGGUGCUCCGCCUGCGCCACACUCUGCGGCAGCUGCAGUCAGAGCUGGCCGACUGCAAUCAGAGCGACAUGCUGCAGGCCCUGUGCGUGGCUUUGCGACGCAAUCAGCAGCUGCUCGGCCGUGUCUGGCGACUGGUGGGUGAACUGGAGCGAUACUUCACGCUGCCCAUGAUGUUUCUGUUCCUGUUCAACGGUGUCACCAUCCUGCACGUACUUAACUGGGCUUACAUCAACCAAUUCAAUCCGGAUGAUUGUUGUCGCUAUGUGAGAAUCGGCAACUGUUUGCUGCUGCUGAUCAAUCCUCUGGUGGCGUGCUUUCUCAGCCAGCGUUGCAUCAAUGCCUACAAUAGCUUUCCACGCACCCUCCAUCGGAUGCGUUGCCUGUCUGUGGCAAACAACUUUCCCAUACUAUCCAUGGGCCUGCGGGAAUACUGCCUGCAGCUGCAACACCUCCGACUGCUCUUUACCUGUGGCGGCUUCUUCGACAUCAAUUUGCAGAACUUUGGAGGGCUGGUUGUCACCAUUCUGGGCUAUACAAUAAUUCUUGUGCAAUUCAAAUUUCAGGCCGUUGCGGAGGAAAACGUUCGUAACGGCAGCAAAAGCUCUGCACCUUGA